This is a messenger RNA of Spirometra erinaceieuropaei, 3256 nucleotides long. Lineage: Eukaryota; Metazoa; Platyhelminthes; Cestoda; Diphyllobothriidea; Diphyllobothriidae. The record is from the annotation of a GenBank genome assembly.
AUGAAAACAACUGUUCGCACCAGGUAUAUUGCCGAUGCACACACCAGCGGCAUUGACUUUGUUAGUGGUGGGAUUUGUGACGAACGUAAUGUUAACAACAUCUGAAGAAUAUGUUCGAUGCGAAGUCAAGUACUCAGGCGGUAAAGAAACCAGCUACAGGAGGUCUUUAUUGCGAAUUGAGGCUGGAGAGACAACCCCAAGGCUCAACAGAACGAGAGAUUUCCGUAAGGCCAUCGGUGCGCGCCCGCAUCUACCAUUGUUAACAUACCCGAUCGCAGGCGACAGGUCGACGAGCCCGUGGCUCAGUGGUUAGAAGUGUUGGACUUCUAACCAACAGGUCGCGGACUCGAGCCGCGGAGGACUGCAUACCUCGGGACUGGAUGUGACCGGCUGAUGAUGGCCAACAUGACAGAAGUGGCCAUUCCAGUCUUCCCCGCCCCGUCUAUAUCUGUAAUGCCCUUCUGCCUAUAAUGGUUAUCCGUCGGUCAGACAGUUAUGAUGCUGGGUAGAGCACUUUCUCUACGUCAGUGCAAGACAAAUUUUUGGUCAAGGUUUUCUGGUUACGGUUAGGGUUUGAACUUACGAAUAGGUUUCAGUAUUACGGUUAGGUUUUUUGGUUACGGCUGUGUCUAAGGACUACGGUAACGUUAACGAUUUCGGUUAGGGUUGCCGCUAGGGUUAACGGUUAACGUUUAAGGUUGAGGUUAGAGUUAGGGUUAAGGCUAGGAUUAGGGUUAAGGUCGCCGUCCGUUUCCCCAUUCCUGGCUAUCAACUGCGAUCUAGCCAAAAUCUUUCCAGGCGCAUGAUGUCGGUUGAAAACGCAAUUUCUUCCACCAUGUCCACUAGAAACAUAGAUGCGCGUUUGCUGAGUAUUGCUAAUACAGUUUUUUCGGCAUAAGUUUGCAGAAUAAACAACGCUGGGCUGGGAAUUAUCGGCAAAGUUCAAUAGGAAGCCACAAGAGAACCUGAUGGAUGGCCUGGUACGAUAAAUAGCACAGUACAUUCCACUACCCCUGUAAGAAGAGGGCAAGCCCUCCUGGUACCUUAGCUGCUUCCUACCCGGAGCAGCGUGAUGAAUGAAGAACCGGCCAUCAUUGAGGACCUGCUAUCAAAUAGACAGGCUCUCAAAUCCGAUGCAUAAGCGACUGCAGACCAACUGCGAUAAGGUCACCAGAUAUUGCUGGGCUCUGGCGCGGUAGAUCGGUCACAUAUAAAGGGGCUACAAGUCAAGGCUGUAGAACAACAUGGCAAAUGUUACGUCAUAUACAAAAUAACACUUUCCCCGCCACCGCCUUAUGAAUUAGGAUUCCAUCCACUGGCCGUGUUGGAGCAGAGACAUCGCUUGAAUGAUAUUCCUACUGAUGGGCCUUUACAAGCUGCCAGCUAAAUCAGUAAUGAGAUAGCGCAGACAGCAGCAGCAGCAGCAGCAGCAGCAGCAGCAGCAGCAGCAGCAGCAGCAGCAGCAGCAGCAGCAGCAGCAGCAGCAGCAGCAGCAGCAACAACAACAACAAAAAACAACACCAUCACCAGUAUUAGUAUUCACAACUAAAGACAGUGGAAGAUAAGAAGAGGAGGUAGACCGAUAUGUGGCAAGUAAACAGAUGGCCUUUGAUUUAAAACUACGAACUCGGCCCUUACUUUCUGUUAAGGAUUUACGCGUGGGAGUGCAUACCGCGACUGUCUCCUUUGAUGGCGUGCGCACUCACCUAAUAAUCAUCAAUAUAAAGAUAAACAACUUGUAGAAAGUUACAAUGUAGUAUGGUACACAAUUCACGUUGUAAUAGGAAAAAGCCUACACGUCUAGGUUGUCGGAGCCCCAUGGAACCUACGGAUUACUGCGGGGAAACACCUGCCAAUCCACGACUGUGUCUACUAAGUGACUGGUAAUGAAGAUUACCAAACUUUUUCGUCUCUGACCAAAAUGUUUGAUCAGGAGGCAGGACGAAGUAUGUGGAAUACCAAAAAUGCAUUAGUACAAACAUACAUGCUUAGUGUUCGAAAAAACAGAACGGGUAAGUAUUGAAUUAGGUAGAAGUGCGAAGUAGACCAUACCGAACCAAUCACCGACCAAUCACAGUCACCUCUGGUAAGAUUGAAAAUAACACAUCGAUUUCUCAUCAUGGACUACAGCAAAGGCAAGAAAGCAACAGGGGAUAGAUAGUUUACCUUUUUUUCAAGGAGGAUAUCGAAAAUGAUAGAAGUCGGUUGAUGUUGACCGUUGGUACACGAGGUAAUAUAUUAUGAUAGACAAAAGGACUAUUAACCGCCUGACGUGAAGACGGUUAAUUUCACGGCAACGUCGCUUUAGUGAAAAAAUUUAAACAUAAAUAAAGCAGUCCACAGUGAAGAGUACUUACUCAGGAAUCCGGAAAUGCAUUAUUUUAAGAUAAAAUAUUUUUAUGCCUAGAGAAAUUUUUUAUUUAGUAAAGGCCCUCCAAAUUCCAUCGCCAUGAUUUCCCUACUCACCUGUAGUUUGCUACAAAGUCAUCCUCGAAAGAAUGACAUUCCUGGCACCAUUCAACAGCCCUAAAUGUCCUCUUUGCAACGGUUCCUACAAGAUUACGUUAUUUUGAUCGCUUAAGCUUCUAAUUUCUGUUUAAACUAGACAAGUCAGUUGGACUACAUUGUUAUUUAGCGCGCAAACGUGCCGACGGUGCAUGCGCCUAGUGCUCUUCGACGCGAGCUAGUCACGCGUAUUAUAAAUACCCCCGAGGCCGCGCUAGGCAGCAAAUCACAUUUCGACUGUGCGAUGACCGAUACUGCUCCUCCGGUUACCCUGAAGAAGGCGAAGGCUCCAAAGAAGCCGAAGGUGCCCGCGGCCCACCCACCCUUCUCCAAGAUGAUCGUGGAUGCGAUCAAGGACUUGAAGGAGAAGAACGGUUCCAGCCGUCAGGCGAUCCUGAAGCACAUUAAGGCCCACAACAAGAUUGACGAGAAGGUUGCUGAGGUUCACCUGCGUCGCGCUCUUGUCUCCGCCACAGCCGCCGGUAAGCUGAUCCGAACGAAGGGUGCUGGUGCCUCUGGAUCUUUCAAACUCUCAGAGAAAGCCAAAAAAGAACCAGUCGCAAAGAAACAUGUCAAGAAGGCAGCCAAGCCAAAGACUACGAAGGCAGCCAAGCCGAAGAAGGUUCCGGUGGCUAAAAAGACCUCAAAGCCGAAGAAAGUCGCGAAGGCGAUUAAACCAAAGAAGGUUGCCGCAGUGAAGCCGAAGAAGCCAUCCGUGAAGAAAACACCUAAGAAGGCGGCUAAGAAAUAG